Oncorhynchus tshawytscha (Chinook salmon) is the source of this 3524-nucleotide messenger RNA. RefSeq names its product coiled-coil domain-containing protein 120. The record is from RefSeq and is a predicted model, not a curated record. Bases 312 to 2150 code for a protein of 612 amino acids. NCBI's taxonomy places the organism in Eukaryota, Metazoa, Chordata, Actinopteri, Salmoniformes, Salmonidae. The transcript has 11 exons.
UGGUGACCAUGGUUUGUGAAUUUAGCAAACAGUAUAGGCUAUAAUGUAGGACGACACGGAGCGCGCCACGGAUUGGAAAUGUAGGCAAAACGCAGGAUUUAGCAUUAGACACCUGAAAAGAGUCACAGAGGCUCCCCCCACUGGCGGUGGCUGGGAUCACUUUAUUGUUUUUGACUAGUGGAAGACACAUUCUUACUGGUUUAACAAAAAUAGAUGGCUAACCAAACUACUGGAGAACACAUGCUUGAAGUUGCUAGGUGAGGUUUUGAUUGGCUGAGGUUUGAGAAGCACGACCUCACAAAUCAGACCACAUGGAGGUCAAAGGGCGCCUCAUCACAUCCAUGAGUGUGGGGGCUCCAGAUCAGGACAGCAAGCUGCAAGCUGAACGCAUCUCUGCACUGCAGGAGAGAAAGCAACUCCUGGAGGACCUCCUCAGCAGCCGAGUGGGAGAGCUGAGACAAGUGUGUCUGCUGGAGGCGGAGCUGACCGGGAAGGUCCCACAUGUUUUCCCCCUGGAGACAGGAGAGAGAGCUCCCGUUGUACAGCGCAGGGCUGGCCUGCCACAUAACAACACCAGGGGAGAGGAUGAGACAGGUCAGCGAAGGCAGAUGAAAACAAUCUUCAGUGGUGCUCUGUACAGGCACUCAGAGUCAGACAGGAAUGUCCCCAACAGCAGGAGGACCGUUCACCGGGGAUGCCACACAGAGGACACGGUGAUGUCAGAGAGCACUAGCUCCAUGUCAGAUUCAACAUCCCAUGACAACGAGGAGUCCUCUCCCAGUGUGGCAGCAGACCACCGCUCCAUGUCCCAGCCCCGUCUGUCCCUGGGCAGCCCAGAACACCAGGUCUGUAGGAAACUGUCCCCAGUGGAGAUAUACUAUGAAAUGAGGACGCGCCGUAACUCUGUGACCAGCUCCAUCAGCCCUAGUCAUUCUCUACCAAGGAGUACAUCUAAUGUUGAAGGCAGAAGUGUUCCUGCUACCCCCCUCAUCGCCCGGACUGCCCCAAUCAGUGUUCAUGUCAGAUCGGAUGGCUCUGGUGGGAUUGCACUAAAGCAGUGGUCUGGCAGCCUGGAUGUACCUCAUAUGGUGCCCUUAACCCAGGAAGGCUCCUCCUCAGAGCGCAGAGGCUGCCCGUACAGCUCCCGUGCCCGGCGGAGCAACAGUUCUGAGGCCUUGCUUGACCGCUCCAGUCUCCCUGAGGACCCAGGCCCCAGGAACGGGAUGCCCGCCAAAGGAGGGCCUUACAAAAGCUCAGAGACCCUCACUGAUGGCAAGCUGAGGCACAUCCACCUGGGCAGUCCUGAGAGACACAUGGACGGCUCUGUGGAGCAGGGCAACAUGCGGCUGUCCAUGGGUGGGAGAGGAGAAGCAGGGGGAGGGGGUUACAACGAGCUCCUAAUGGAUUACAUCUGGGGGAAGCAACAGAGGAUUCAAGUGCAACAUCAGCUGUACCAAUCAACAGGUAGAAUCUGGCAGGACAUUUCCUCUCCUCGAUCGUCCACUGCUGCAAUGCCUCCUCAAGCCAACGGCUUCUCCCUAUCCCAGGUGCAUCUACCCAGUGCUGCCCCACCCUACAGCCCCAUGGUGAUCCGUGGCUCCCAGGCUGAGCCUCACAGAGUCAAAGUCACGCGGACCAAGUCCUGUGGACCCUUCAUCCCCCUGCAGCAUGACACCAUCCUGCUCUCUGCCUAUGAGUCUCCCCACCCUGCCCCAAGCUCCACUACCUCCUCCAUUCCCAACCUGCACCCCUACCAGACUGAGCUGUCCGGCCCCUCAUUCAAUCACAGGCCUCCCCAGUUCUCUCGCCCAACCCCGGAGGACUCUACGAGGAGUCUACAUAAAGCUCUGGCGCUGGAGGGUCUCAGAGACUGGUACCUGAGGAACGCCCUUGGCUACCCUACUACCACGUCAAAGGGGCAUGAUUCAGGGGUCUCCCGCCUCUCACACCCCCACCCUUUGGUGCACCAGGCUCAGUCUAUACAAGGUGAUCCACUCCAUAGGUCCCAGAUGUCUCAGUCAGCCAGCUUCCAUGGCCACCCACUGCAUGGAAGGUCAAUGGAGUUCUCACUCUAUCAAGAGCCCAUUCAUCCUCAGAUGCAAGACAUGACUCCGAAGGAGCCCAGCGCUGACCCUGGCACAUUGGUCUAAUGUAGCUGAAUCAUUUUUUAAACGCAUACUUGCACACACACACACACACACCCACACACACACACACACACACACACACACACACACACACACACACACACACACACACACACACACACACACACACACACACACACAGAGAUCCAGACAAUGUAAAAGGAGCUAAUAUAAGGUGACCUCACAAGCUAAAAAAAACACAUUACAACCCCAGCAGAAAAAGACUGUAAAGCCGUUCUGAAUGCCCUGUUAUUCUGUAGCUACCGUAUACUGUAUUGUAUUCUAUCGUUGGUCAGACCCAAGCCACAUGUAACAAACAUCCUCCUUGUUUAACCUAACAAAUCUCCCAAGAUAUAAUUUUUUUACAGAAUAUAGUAUAUGUAUUCUAAAUAACUAUUUUGUAUCUUAUGAGGUAUAAAGAAUAGAUAUAGAACAGGUCAUUUAUUGCUCAUUAGUCUUGUGAUUUACAAACAUAUGUAAUGAACUCAUAUGAUCUAAAAAGUAUUUAGACACCAGUGAAUGUGUAAAUGUACAUGUUUGUAAAGAUGAAUAUAUUACAUCUGUCUUAUCUUUUCAUCUGUCCAUCAAACAUGCAUUGGCUUGCUAUUUCUCAUUUUUGUUAAAUGAAUGGGGACUUACAUUGCAAUAUCGUAGACUGAGGAACAGGAGCUGUGGCUCUGUGUUUAAAACAGAACCCUACCUUUUGUAAAAACGUUAGUGCUUUCUAAUAAUCUGCAAUGCUAACACUAAUCCUUUCAAAGCUUGGUCUUCAAUCAACAAAUGAAAGUAAUGCCUGUUGUUGCCAAAUUGAGUUGUUUCAUGCAAUCUCAUUUUUCUGCAUUUUCUGAGUCCAGCUGCUGAAAUGUCAUAAUAGUAAAGUUCAGAGGGCUUUUACUGGUCUAGGACAGUCGUUUAAUGAACUUUCUAGUCAUUUUUAUUCAUUCAGUUGCGUAGCAUGUUUUCUUUCAGAGCACUUUAUGAAUGUCAAAAGCCUUAACCCCUCAAAAGCAAGUAGAACAGUGGGAUGGGACAUUUUCCCCAAGAGAGAACACUUGAAAACCAGAAAAUGGUUGACAGGGUAUCAAGUUUGAGCAAAUAAGAAAAUGUGUGGCCCAAUUGGACAUUCAAGAUCAACAAUAAACCACAUAUUUGGAUCUGUAUAUAUCAUGAUAAUGAGAAAGAUUUGACAAUAAAUUCCUUUUAAAAGGAUCUAACAUGAACAGGGCUAGGGAUGGCACUGCUGAAUGAUGGCAUGAGCAGGCCUUAUGUCAGAACUGUGCUAGUAGGAGAUUCCAUUUCCAAUGUAUCAUGUUGUCAUACGCUACUCCUAGUGUUGGCACAAUGUGAUCAUAAUGAUAAAAAUAUUUUAAGUCAUUA